UCUCCACGAAUCAACGUGGAUUGGCUCCUUGGCUCACUUUACAAAGUUUUAAAAUUAUUCUAAAAAGUUAUAUACACUCAUUUAUAUACAAUGUAAAUGAACGUUUCGUUUAAGGGGGACAUAGCCUACCUGUAAUAGGCUGUUUUCUUUUUUCGUGUGUGUUUUUUUUCUCCCAGCGGGUGAAGAGUGGCAACUCGCAGCGACCUGUUAUCCGAGAAAUUUGGCAAGAUGGCAGCGCCCUGCGAGAAAGACGUGACUGUGAAAUUUAUUGGUGACGAAGAAGCUUUACAGCACAUCACUCAUGUAGAUGAUUCAAAACUUUAUCAAACACCGAGAAGGUCCAUUCUCUCAGUGGGGUCACAUGGGAACAGGAAAUCUGCAAAGAAAUCGGUGAGCUAUGCCUCUAAGCUGGAAGAAGAGGAAGAGCUAAGCAGUGAGGGAGAGAGUGAAGUUUUCAGGCCAUCCGAGGUGUUGACAGAGGUCGGGGGAUGACAUUCUGACCAGAGAUGUGUUCAGUUUCAGAACUACCAAGAAGUCAGGGCAAAUGUCACAGAAAGCCUUAGAGGUUUCAACGCCAAAAACCACACCAUUAAAGCAAUCAGGGAAGGGGAUAAGAACGCCAAAAUCUUCCACUAAAUCCCAGAAGACACCAAAAUCUGGUAAAAAAUCCACAGACUGCACUGAGAAUAAAGACACUGUGAUCAGCACCCCAAGAACAAAGAGACAAGUCCGCAAGCUGGAGAUCACAACACCAUACAGACUAAAGAAGAGAAAUGCAGCAGUUGCCACAGAAGAGCAGUCAUCUUCUGACAGUGAUGUGUCCUCAGAUGAUGAGAUCAACAGUGAAACCAGCAGCAGAGCUGAAGAUGGCAGCACUGAUAUACCUGCAGCACCACCAACUGAAGGUGGCAGCACUGCACAGUCGUCCAGUGUGAAGUCUAUUACUAAUGGUGUAGCAACUGGGAAAUCUGUGUCUUCAAAUGGGGCAAGGUCAUCAAAGUCUCGGAGAUCCAGAGCAGAACCUACUAUUCACCACCAAGCUGAAGACUACUUUGUGGAGCAUGGUCAGCAGCCGGUCACCUCGGACCACACCCUGUCCAGACUAGACACGCCCCGGCUCGACCAGGAGGCUGUGGCGGCCAUGCUGCAUGACAUACCUACAGCUUACAGCCAUGAGCGGCAGAGUUUGUAUGAAGAACACAUUGAAUUGUUUCAUAGGUGGAUGUUCCAGUUACACAAUGGGUUUAACCUACUUCUCCAUGGGUUGGGCUCCAAGAGACAGCUUCUGGAAACUUUCUGUAAAUCCAUGCUCUCUGAGUUCACACAUGUAGUUGUCAAUGGAUAUUUUCCUAGCAUCACUGUGAAAAAUAUUUUAAAUACCAUAACAGAUGAAGUAUUAGACCACAAGGGUAAUUUUAGAAGCCCAAUGGAUCAACUUGACUUUAUUAAAGAAAACAUGGAGACUCAAGCUGAUGAAGAUGUCUUCCUCAUAUUACACAACAUAGAUGGGCCCAUGUUGAGAUCCGAGAAGGCACAGUCCGUCCUGAGUCUACUGGCUCAAGUCAGGGGACUUUACAUUAUAGCCUCUAUUGACCAUAUUAAUGCACCUCUCAUGUGGGACCAGACCAAAGUCAGUCGGUUCAACUGGUUAUGGUAUGACACCACCACUUAUCUUCCCUAUGUGGAGGAGACAUCGUAUGAAAACUCGUUACUGGUGCAGCAGUCAGGUGCUCUUGCUCUGAGCUCGUUAACCAACGUGAUGCAGAGCUUGACUCCCAAUGCCAAGAAGAUUUUCAUGAUUGUUGUUCAGUAUCAGCUUGACAGCCAGGACAACCCUGCUUACAUAGGUAUUUCCUUUCAAGAUUUGUAUCAGAAGUGCCGAGAGGCAUUCCUCGUCAAUAGUGAUCUCACUUUAAAAGCACAACUUACAGAAUUCAGAGACCAUAAGUUGAUCAAAUCAAGAAAAGGUAUUGAUGGUAUUGAGCACCUCUUCAUACCACUUGAUGCUGCCACAUUAACUGACUUCACUGAACAGCUGGAAGAGUCUUGACGAUACAAUGGACUUCCUAGCAGCUGCAUUGUUCACUGUUUUUUCAUAAUUUUAAUUAUGACCCUUAGCUAUUAAUUAAAACCCUUUACAAACAUGUUAUAUAUGUCAUUGGUGAAACCUAAGGACAUGGCAUGCAUGCCACCCAAAUAUCUCUUCUGAUUAUUUUUUUUUACUGGCAAAUGUGUCCAGUGAAUUACUUUUGUAGUAUCUUGUGGUACCUUGUCUUAUUUAUCUUUUCCAGACAGUUUGUGGUACAUUUAUUAUGCAAUUUCUGCACUGUAGUAAGCAUAAAAUAAUAAGUUGCCAGUGAUAAUGUAUAAGUAUUGGAACAUUGAGGGACCUCUCACCUUUUAGCAUGUCAAUUGGUCCCAAUUGGUCAUCAAUUUCAAAUGCAUCCCUAGGCUAGAAGAAUGAGAGGGAGGGGGGAGGUUUUUGUAACUGCUAAUUUUAUCCCUCAUUCGCCCAGUGACCUGCGUUGACAGUGCAGGGCAUUAAGAGCCUUUAUCAGAAAAUCAUCCAUUGCUUUUGCAGCAAAUGAUAGGAAAUCUCUUCAUUGGCAAGUUAUUUAAAGAUAUAACUGCUGCAGACUUUUUUAUUGAAAUUGAAUAUUAAUGGAAUUACGUUUUUGUUUUGAAAUACCGUGAUCCUAAAUUCAUGGUUGAAUUUCUUUGCAUCAGGAAGUCAUCAUUUUUGUUAAAGGUACAGAGGUCAAAGAUGUAACACUAUUUUCAUAAGAGUAUAUAUUUUUGAAAUA
Messenger RNA from Lingula anatina, 2804 nucleotides. RefSeq names its product origin recognition complex subunit 2. The record is from RefSeq and is a predicted model, not a curated record. NCBI's taxonomy places the organism in Eukaryota, Metazoa, Brachiopoda, Lingulata, Lingulida, Lingulidae. Gene Ontology annotation, cellular component: nucleus; nuclear origin of replication recognition complex. Gene Ontology annotation, biological process: DNA replication. Gene Ontology annotation, molecular function: DNA replication origin binding.